This is a messenger RNA of Xenopus laevis (African clawed frog), 2564 nucleotides long. RefSeq names its product ectodysplasin A receptor S homeolog (gene edar.S). Gene Ontology annotation, cellular component: plasma membrane; membrane. Bases 368 to 1729 code for a protein of 453 amino acids. Gene Ontology annotation, molecular function: signaling receptor activity. Gene Ontology annotation, biological process: positive regulation of JNK cascade; cytokine-mediated signaling pathway; epidermis development. The transcript is spliced from 12 exons. The record is from RefSeq and is a predicted model, not a curated record. NCBI's taxonomy places the organism in Eukaryota, Metazoa, Chordata, Amphibia, Anura, Pipidae.
UCUCUCUCUCUCUCCUGAAAAAAGCCUAGAUGAAUAUAUAAUAUUGGUUAAACCUCUAGGUGGUGUCAGAGUAAAAAAGAGGGAGAGAAAAAAACUGCUCCCUUCAAGCUACUUUUUUUUGGUGAAAGCAUGUGCACUGCUGUGAGCAAACAAUCAAAGACAAGUUGCUGUGGGAGUACCAGGAGAGAGUGCACAUGUAGCAGCACUGGCUGUGACUGAGUGGCAGAUGACAAGGUCCCACUUAGCUUGGAGUGAGCCAUGAAGUUUCUACUCAUUCGCUGGACUCCCCUGGACUGACUGACUUUCAGCUAACUGUAUUAGUGUGGAGCACAUCAUUCAGGCCUCAAGUACAAAACCCCAGAAAAGCAUGAACCAACCAGGUGACAGAAAAUGGACCCAUAUAUUCCGCUUUCUUAUGGUGUCCCUGUUGUGUUCUGCACAUGCAGAUUAUGGUAACUGUGGUGAAAAUGAAUAUUAUAAUCAGACAACUGGCAUGUGCCAAAGCUGCCCUGAAUGUGAGCCUGGGGAAGAACCCUAUAUGAGCUGUGGUUACGGCUUUAAAGAUGAAGAUUUCGACUGUAUUCCUUGCCAAUCUGGAAAAUAUUCCAAAGGAGGCUAUCAGAUUUGCAGAAGACACAAAGAUUGUGAGGGAUUUUUCCGUGCUACUAUCCUAACUCACGGGGACAGAGAGAAUGAUGCAGAAUGUGGGCCUUGUCUUCCUGGGUACUACAUGUUGGAGAACCGUCCCAAGAGCAUGUAUGGAAAUGUGUGCUACUCCUGUCUGUCUGCUCCUCCCAACACCAAGGAAUGUAUUGGGUCAUCAGCCCAAGUUUCUGGCAGCUCCAAAAUUACAUCAGGUUCCAGCACCAUCUCCCCUUUCCAACAUCCACACAAAGUAGAAGUGACUGGACAAGGACAUUUGGCCACAGCACUUAUUAUCGCAAUGUCAACAAUAUUCAUCAUGGCCAUUGCCAUUGUUCUCAUCAUCAUGUUCUACAUUUUAAAGACCAAACCUUCUUCUCAAGGAUGUUGCAAUGGCCCUUCAAAGAAUGUGGAAGAUCAGAUCAACCAACAUGAAGAGAAAAAGGAGGUGCCAGCAGAGAAUAUCUUUUCUGAAAAAGAUGAAUAUGAAAAAUUGUCGGAGACCCAGACUAAAACAGAAAAAAAUGAAAAUGAUGCCUCGUCAGAGAAUGAGCGCCUUUUAAGCCGUAGCAUGGACAGUGAUGAAGAAGCAGCCAUAGACAAACAAGGGAGUGCGGAGCUCUGUCUCUUAUCAUUAGUGCACCUGGCAAGGGACAAGUCCACCACAAACAGCAAGUUAACAGGGAUCCACAGUCGAAGGAAAAGGAUACUUGAUCUUUAUGCCAGCGUGUGUAAUGUUGCAGAAGGUCUCAGUCCUACAGAGUUGCCUUUUGACUGCCUAGAAAAGACCAGUAGAAUGCUUAGCUCUACAUACAAUACAGAAAAAGCGAUAGUCAAAACAUGGCGUCAUCUUGCUGAGAGUUUUGGCUUAAAAAGAGAUGAAAUUGGUGGAAUGACAGAUGGACUUCAGCUCUUCGAUCGAAUCAGCACUGCUGGAUACAGCAUACCAGACCUACUUAUUAGGCUGGUACAGAUUGAAAGACUAGAUGCUGUGGAAUCCCUGUGCACAGACAUUGUAGAGUGGGCACAAGGAACACCCACAUUAACCCCACCUUCUUCUUCUUUACCAACAAAUGAAAGCUCAUAAACAGAGACUGGAUGCGUCAAGUCCUUCAAUAUGGAAAAAAUGAAUAGGGUCAAACAAUGAGCACCCCGUACAAUCCAGCAAGUCUAAAUCAUUUCAAUGGAGGAAUAUUUGCUUUUCCAGUAUAAAGAUGCACACUGAACAUUCUGGAGAUCCCAUUGUUGGAUAUCCAGCAGUCUUAAAACAAUAUGUGGCAUUUAGAAGGAUUCUUCUCUCAAAGAGAAUGCUAAUGGAAUAGCAUACUUCCUGAAACUUGAAUUAUGGAUAACAUAUUCAUAAAAAGAGCGUAUGAUGGAGACUGGUAUAAUUCUUUCCAAAAAUGUUCAUCAUCCGUCCAGUGUAUAAACCAGGAACGCUUAAGUAAUGUCUGUUAGCCUUGCAAGAAAUUAACUGUAGCGUAUUUGUUGCGGACGUAUCCAAUAAAUAGACAUUCUGGACCAGAAAGACGGUAACUAUAAAGCCACGUGGAAUGGAAUUCAUAGUUGCAGUUAUUGAUAAGCAUACUAAAACUAACAUGAAGAACACUUUUUAGAUUGUUGUACUUUGUGUUGACACUUAAUGAUUAUUCCUCUACAGUUUAUGAAAGGCUAUACAACAUGGGAUUUUUGCUAUCUGGACAAAAAAACAGGUGAUGAACCAUGAAAUGACUUAACAAAGUGAAUAGAAGCCACAACUUCUUAUAAAAACUUUAUGUUCAUUUUAAAGUGCAGAAUUUGCAAAACGGAUCCUCUCUAUCCAUAAUUGCUCAAGUGAUUUCCACCCAACAUCAAGGGGCACAUUUACUAAGGGUCGAAGUGAAUUCGAAGUGAAUUUUCGAAUUAAAAAACUUCGAAUUUCA